Messenger RNA from Miscanthus lutarioriparius, 1143 nucleotides. The record is from the annotation of a GenBank genome assembly. NCBI's taxonomy places the organism in Eukaryota, Viridiplantae, Streptophyta, Magnoliopsida, Poales, Poaceae.
AUGGCCGCCACCGCAGCGGACGAGUUCGUGAAGGGCCGCGUCUUCCCCAACGGCGUCGCCGUCAUCACGCUCGACCGCCCCAAGGCCCUCAACGCCAUGAACCUCGAAAUGGAUGUUAGAUACAAGGCACUUCUUGAUGAAUGGGAAACAGAUCCAAGUGUGAAGUGUAUUCUUGUGGAAAGCAGCUCUUCUCGUGCCUUCUCAGCAGGGAUGGAUAUUAAGGGGGUUGCCGCGGAAAUACAAAAAGACAAAAACACACCACUUGUGCAAAAGGUCUUCACAGCAGAGUACUCCUUGAUUUGUAAGAUACAUGAGUAUGCAAAACCUUAUAUAUGCUUGAUGGAUGGAGUGACAAUGGGAUUUGGAAUUGGGCUAUCAGGGCAUGGCCGCUACCACAUUAUUACUGAGAGGACACUACUAGCCAUGCCUGAGAAUGCUAUUGGCCUGUUCCCAGAUGUUGGCUUUGCUUACAUUGGUGCAAAAGCCCCAGGAGGGGGUGCAGUUGGAGCUUACCUUGGGAUUACUGGAAAAAGGAUAUCAUCACCUGCUGAUGCUAUGUUUAUAGGCCUUGGUACUCAUUAUGUACCUUCUGCAAAUUUGGGUUCACUCAAGGAAUCCCUCCUGAGUGCUAACUUCACCAAUGAUCCUCAUAGAGACGUUGAGUCAGUUCUGACAGGAUACAAGAAAGAACCAGAGUCUGAAUCACAACUAGAAAAGCUUUUGCCAUAUAUCAUUUCUAUUUUCAGUCCUGAUAAAUCAGUAGCUGAAUCUGUGGAAGAGCUAAAGAAAUGUAGUCAAAGUGGUGAUGCUGCAGUGGCAGAAUGGGCCAAUGAAGCUUUAGCAGGAAUUGAGAAAGGCGCUCCAUUUUCUCUUUGUUUAACACAGAAGCAUUUCUCUCAAGUUGCAUCAGCGUACGGGACUAGUGAACACUAUUUAUCUAAGCUGGCUGGUGUUAUGAAAUUGGAAUAUCGCAUUGCCUUGAGGUUGUCGGUUAGAAAUGAUUUUGUUGAAGGUGUACGUGCUGUUUUAGUUGACAAGGACCAGAAUCCGAAGUGGAAUCCAGCCACUCUGGAAGAAGUAGAUAUGGGCGAAGUUGAAUCAGUUUUUGAGCCAUUAGUUGCUGAGGCUGAGUUGAGUGUGUAA